This is a messenger RNA of Aplosporella prunicola CBS 121167, 1536 nucleotides long. RefSeq lists its product as uncharacterized. The annotation marks the transcript as partial. Lineage: Eukaryota; Fungi; Ascomycota; Dothideomycetes; Botryosphaeriales; Aplosporellaceae. The transcript is spliced from 2 exons. The record is from RefSeq and is a predicted model, not a curated record. Gene Ontology annotation, biological process: endosome to lysosome transport; protein targeting to lysosome; early endosome to late endosome transport. Gene Ontology annotation, molecular function: phosphatidylinositol binding. Gene Ontology annotation, cellular component: late endosome; early endosome; extrinsic component of endosome membrane.
UCCACGACCAAUGCCCGCCCUAAACCCGCCAGAACUCCCACCGAGCCCGUCGACGCCCUCUCGGACAAGGCCACGACGGCCUUUGUGCGCCGCGUCCUCUGCGCCCACCAUGUGCCGUCGGACGACAAGGGGCGGCGCCCGGCGCUGGACGAGCUGCUGCCGCCGCUGACCAGCUCCAACGACGUCGACCUGCAGCUGUACGCCAUCAUCGCCGUCAUCAUCAAGGACUUUGUCUACGCGUGGUACGCCAAGAUCACGCCCGACCACGCCUUUGUCGACAGCGUGCUCCAGAUCAUAGCCCACUGCACGCGCGCCCUCGAGCAGCGCGUGCGCAACGUCGACCUCGAGGCCCUGCUGCUCGACGAGCUGCCCGCCCUGCUCGAGCAGCACUUUGACGCCCACCGCCUCGCCCACCGCUGCUCGCACGCCGACGCCCUCGCCCCCGACCCGCGCCAUAUCUACCACACGCUGCAUCCGCAUCCGGCCCUGGACCCCGUGCCUGCGUCGCCCGACCAGCUGCUGGCCCAGCAGGAACACGAGGCCGCGUGGCGCCAGCUGCUCGUGCAGGGCGUGCUGGCCGUGCUGCUGCCCACCGAGGACCUGGACAACGCGUGCCUGCGCGCCCUCGUCGGCGAGAUCGUGGCCGAGAUGAUCAUCGGCGGGGCCGUCGGCUCCAAAAUGGCCGAGCCCUGGUUCCUGUGGGAGGCGGUUGAAAAGGUGGCCGAGGCACUGCAGCAGAGGAAAGAGAAGGGAGAAGAAGAAUUGGACAAGGAGAAAGCGACGAGUCGGCUGGAGCAGUUUGGGCUGCUAAGUGCAAGGAGCGAGAAGCAACAACCCGAGGCUUGGCGCAGCUGGGUCUUCUGGAGCGCGGGCUUCUGGAGCGUGUGCCAGAUUCUGUUUGUGGCGUUUAGUAUAUUGCGCAGCGUGGUGCUGGCGGGACUGGCGGCACCGGGGCUGGGCGGGCGAGGCGAGUGGGCAUCUCAGCCGGUGCCGGUGGUAAGCAUGAGGGCAUGGACGCUGGCGGGGGUCGUGUUGGAGAUGGACGGGCGCAUGCCGUGGACGGCGGGGAUGCUGGGGCUGGCGCAAUGGGCCGUGAUGCGCGGGCCGGGGCGGGUGGGUGACACAAACGGGCCAUUGGACAAGCUCCUCUCGCACCACCUCCGCGCCCGCCUCCUCGACCCCGCCCACCUCCCCCCAGCCCUGCGUGCCCUGCGCGCCUCCCUCUUCCCCAACAACGCCCCAGGCGCCCCGCGACCCCCGCCGCCCACCAAAACAGAAGCAGCGGCUACGCGCGCCCGCGCCGCCAAAGCCCUGCUGGCUGCGCUGCCGCCCGUCGUGCGGCGCCUUGUGUUUGGACGGGGGAGGCUGGGCGGGUGGGACGUCGGUACUGCUGCUAGUAACGGUGGAGGUGCCGACGCCGAAGCCAUGCAGGCUGAUGUCGAGGCGCUGCUGGACGUCUUUGGCGACGCGUACCUGAACAAACACCUUGUAUUCGGCAUUGUGGAGCUGGUGGUUGCGCGCCUGAUGCCUGAGCUC